Messenger RNA from Ambispora leptoticha, 652 nucleotides. Lineage: Eukaryota; Fungi; Glomeromycota; Glomeromycetes; Archaeosporales; Ambisporaceae. The record is from the annotation of a GenBank genome assembly.
UCAAAUACGAGAAGUACUGGUUGAAGCAAAAUACAGGCUUCCAGGAAAUGUAGUACAGAAAUGGCAAGAAAAAGCUAAAAUAAUCGAAUUAAACUCAGGUUCAAUUAAUUAUCUAACAAACAUGAGUCAAAAAGAGGUUAAAAAAAAAGAAAAAGAAGAGAUACUAGUUAGAGACAAGAAAGAAAAUAGUUUAGAAACUGUACAGCAACAAUUACAAAAAUUAGAUAUAGCAACAGACCAACAAAAUCAGGUUGCUAGUAAACAAGAGGAAAUGAAGCAAGAUAAUAGCAAGACUAAAAGGGUUGCUAAGAGGGGCGUCAGAGAUACUUCUGCUGAACAAACUAAGAAAGAUAAAGCUACAAUAAGGCUAGUAAGAUACAACAACUGGGUACUAGAAUGGGAAACCCAAUACAACUCAAAUAAAGAUAAUCAAAACAGAUUAGAGAGAUCACAAUCAAGAGAAAAGGAAGAAAAAAUACUUGGUGCAAGAAGAAAAAGAGAAAAAAAAGAGCUUAGUGAAGAAUUUGAAUACAAAAAAAAUGAAGCAAAGGAAUUAGCAAAAGAAGAAACAACAAAAAAUAGGAAGAAGAAUAUUAAAGAAGACAAAGAAGCGAAGCAAAAAAGAACCAAAAAUAAAGAAGAAACAAGUUAA